Magallana angulata is the source of this 3368-nucleotide messenger RNA. RefSeq names its product coiled-coil domain-containing protein 81-like. Bases 128 to 2608 code for a protein of 826 amino acids. NCBI's taxonomy places the organism in Eukaryota, Metazoa, Mollusca, Bivalvia, Ostreida, Ostreidae. The record is from RefSeq and is a predicted model, not a curated record. Gene Ontology annotation, cellular component: centrosome. The transcript has 16 exons.
UGCUACCUUCCCUGGCAACGUUUGUCUAUGGACACUUCUUGCAUUGAAAUGCAUUAAUGGCGAGUAAAUAACAUGCAGUAUGAUGCACAAUAACUUCUUUCUGUGAUUAUUUGAUACAGAGAAAAAUAUGUCGGAUCCAAUGCAGGGAAUUUUGGCCGAGGCCAAGUCAAACAAGUAUUCAUUGAUAAAGGAUAAACUUUCAGAAGACGAUGUAGCCAGUGUUUGGGAAAAUGUAUCUAAUUUCAUUGAAAAACACAUGUCCCAACAGAAGGGGGUCAGUAUCCCUAUGUUGGGGACUUUUACCUUCACCCAGAAAAAACUGGACAUCGGUAAUAACAAGUUCAUCAUGAUGCAGAGACCGAUCUUCAUGUUGUCGGAGAAGUUUGCUCAGACUCACGGUCUCCAGUCUGUCAAGUAUCACGUCCCAGGAAACAUUCCUGUAAUCCAGCUAAAUUAUGCAGCAUUAUCUUUUGAGAGCCCGUUUGACAGAGACACUGUGGAGAACUGUGUGCGGGAAAUCCUUGGUGCAGUGUCCCGGGGGGUCAGCGGAAAAAAGAACGUGGAGCUGACCUUCACUGGAAUAGGUCGCCUGACUGUCAGGGAUUCCCGCGUCAAAAUGAGGUUCUACAAGGAAUUCAUCAACCAAAUGGAUGGAACCGGGAAACUCCUGGACUCCAUGCAAAACAGACCAGGCACUGUGGACUCUGUGAUGUCAGACCGGGUCCCCUCCAGACCGGCCUCCAGUACCACUGUCAUCCUGCCAAAAAUCUCAAGUACCAAUCUAGGCCCAGGAGGCCCGGGUGCACUCGCACCAGUAGUGGAACAAGAUGAGGGUGUGCCCCCUCCAGAGCUCCAUUACAACCCUCAUGCGGCCGCUGUAGAUAUCAUGGAGAUGUCCAAUCAGGUUCCUAUUGAGAUGGAGCCCUUCCAGAUGGUCCCUCCCCAGACAGAGGAUGUUCCCACCUACCCCUUCCAAGACUUGUAUAAACGGGAGGGAAUGGAGGGGCCAGAGUUUGGCAACAUAGCCACAGACGAAGCCAUCCGCCACAUCGAAAACAACGGCCAACCAAUCACAGAGGAGAAUUUACAGCCAAUCGAAGCACCCAUUGCAGGAGAGCUUGAGGGACAUGCAGCCAAUGAUGUCCCCAGAAGGGACUACUUUGACACGGAGAGAAUUUUACCUGCCAUAGGAGAGCCAUUUACAGACACCAAGAGGCCUCCAGUGGCUCCAAGUAGGUCUGGUUCCCGCCUCGCAAUGCCGAUGGCCCAGGCCACAGGGGUCAGUCUCCUAGAUGACCUGAUGCCAUCUAAUCUGACCCCCAAGUCAGCCCCGUCCCCAGGUCUGCUGCACAAGUCCUCCCCCGCCCCACUGAGAGAAUACACUGAGGGAUUUAAACCUUUAAGGAGAGGUUCAACAUUUACCUCUUAUGAUUUAAGUAGACCAAACAAAAUACAUGAACCUCUACUUCCAUUGAAUGAGGAUAGUUUGCCCCAGAGGAAGUCUGUCUCUCCCAAGCUAAGCCCUCUACAGAGAUCCCACAGCUGUGAUGCCCUAGAUAAACCCAUGAAGGCCCCCACUCCUCCCCAGUCCGCCUGUGGGCACCCCAAUGCCGGUCAGGAGCUGUGCUAUCUGUGUCAUCAGCGGGCACGUAGAAAUAUCCCUGUGUCUUUCACAGAGGAGAGGCGUCGCCGCGAGGCUGAGGAAGACAAGCUGCUACAACAGUUCCAGUACAUGAAGGAUGCAGAGGAAACCCUCAAAGACCAGGAAGGUAUGUUGGCUAAGCGACAUGAUCUACAAAAGAUGGCUGCAUUCAAUCUUGGAGUUGCUGAGGCAGUAACACACAAGAAGAAAACUAGGGACCUGGAUUUCCAUAAAUCCUAUAUUUUCCAAAAGCGUCCUCUCACUCCCCCACGAAUCUUGAAGCAGCGAGAGUACGCAACAGAUCUGUCUGGACAGGUCACUGUCAAGGACACAGUGAAACAGAGGAGGAAGGCGGACGAGGAAUUCUUAGAGAGACUGGAGCAGGUUCAGCUAGCAGAAGAUCUGGCGGCCCAGAGAGAACAGUUUAUCCGGGACAAGCAGGAGCAACAGGACAUGUACAAGAAUGCUCUGGAGGCCCAGCUGAAGUUCAAGCCACUACAAGUGCCGCCCCGGGAACCAGACGGCGAGGUGUUCGGCAAGCAUGAUAUGAACAACGAAAAGAUGGCCGACAGACGACAACGGGCGUACGAACUGUUCAGGGAACAGCAGGAUCUGGUGGCGCAGAAGAAGAGGGAGGCCAUCCUCCGGCGGCUGAUGGAACAGCGAGAGGAGGAGGAUGUCCUAGAGAGGACCAAGAAAGAGUUAAUGGACGAUAGAUCCAAGAGGUUCCAGCGCAGGACCUUCGUCCGUAAGAGGCUGGAGGACGACUGGGCCGAGUCGUCCAAACAGAAGCACGACCGAGAGAUGGAGGAGCGCCUGCACCAACUGGCGCCCGGCGCCCUGCUCCACGAACAGUGCGACAAGUACCACCGCUGCCAGCAGUGCAAGCGCAAAGUGAACAAUUGUGGCGAAUCUAAUAUCUGGAGAGAGUCCCGCUACAUUCCCGGAUCUAGGCUGAUGGUCUAACCUGCUAUUUAUCUCUCUUUUAUGUAAACAUCUUAACUUAAUUAUUAAUUAAUGAUGAACUAUUUUAAUAUUUGCUCAUGUUAAAUGUCAGUACGACUUUUGCUGUCCUGAAUCAUCAGUAUUAAUUUCUGGUUAUUUUAUGCAUUUUCUAUUUGUACUGCUGAGUUAUAUUUUUUGAACAUGGCUCCAUAUAGCCUAUAUUUUUUUACUUCAAUUUCUAUUAUAUUCUCGAUUCUUCAAUUAUUUUUGUAGAAACUGAUUUAUGGAAGAAUAUUUUUGGUAUCUGUUGUAUUCUUUUUAAGAAAAUAAUCCACUUCCAUUCUAUGUAAACAUCGUUUGUAUAGUUGUCUGUGUUCAAAGUCCUAUGUCAAGUUCACAAUUUUAUUUGAGAAAUAUAUACUUUACUGUGUAUUUUGGAAGAAUGUUAUAUUGUGAAAAAAAAAUCGUUUUUUAUACGAGAAACAUUCGUUAAGUUUGAAAAGGCCUCUCUCAGGUAGAUAGAGCUACUUGUGUAGUUUCGUAUUCCAACAUCAGCUUUGAUUUUGUUUGUAUGCAAUGGUUUGUUAAUCGUGAUAUUCUAUAGAUGCUAUGGGUUGACUGUGAUAUUUUAUAUUAUAUAUAUACACACCAUCAUGUAUUUGUUAGAGCCUAAUCGAUGAAGAGCCUGUGCCGAAGUCAGCACAAAUAAACUUGUUAUCUUUGUAUGUGUCAGAUGCUUUUGUGAAUAGUCAUAUCAAAUAAAUAUUUGAAUGAUUUAAAA